UCAUGGCGGCGCCCUGUAGGUUGAUAUCCAGGCUGGCAGUGGUCACGGGAGGGGGCAGCGGCAUUGGGCGAGCUGUCUGCCAGCGCUUCGCCACCGAGGGGGCCUCUGUGGUGGUCGCGGACAUCAGCGAGGGCUCGGCCAAUCAGACGCUGGAGAGCCUGCCACGUGACCACAGAGGGCAGGAGCACAUGGCCGUGGCUGUUGAUGUGUCGUCACGGGAGAGCGUGGAGAAGCUGGUCGCCAGCAUACAGCGUCACUAUUUCCAGCCCCCCUCUGUGUGCGUCAGUGCUGCUGGGAUCACACAGGACGAGUUCCUGCUCAAGAUGGAGGAGGCCGACUUUGACAGGGUCAUCCAGGUCAACCUCAAGGGGACCUUUCUGCUCACACAGGCUGUUUCCAAGGCGCUCGUGGCCAGCGGAUCCCCCAAGGGCUCCAUCAUCACCGUGGGCAGCAUUGUGGGCAAGGUGGGCAACUUGGGGCAGGUCAACUACUCUGCCUCCAAAGCUGGGGUGGAAGGGUUAACGAGAACCGCAGCCAAGGAGCUGAGCAGGUUUGGGAUUCGCUGUAACUGUGUGCUUCCUGGGUUCAUAACCACACCAAUGACAGAAAAAGUGCCAGAGAAAGUCAUCAGCAAGAUCACCUCCAUGGUGCCAAUGGGCAGGAUGGGAGAACCUGCAGAGGUGGCUGAUGUGUGUGCGUUCCUGGCUUCUGAUGACAGCCGCUACAUCACCGGUGUCAGUGUGGAAGUCACAGGAGGUCUUUUCAUUGGCUGAGAGGUGCCUCCAUUUCCUCUGCACAGACCAAUGGCAGACAAGCUCACGAGCCCCAGUGCCUUCUCCUGCCUGUCACCAGUGGUAGGACUAACU
Molecule: messenger RNA, 866 nt
Organism: Megalops cyprinoides (Indo-Pacific tarpon)
Lineage: Eukaryota; Metazoa; Chordata; Actinopteri; Elopiformes; Megalopidae
Gene: hsd17b8
Product: hydroxysteroid (17-beta) dehydrogenase 8
Exons: 9
Coding region: 3-773 (256 amino acids)
Molecular function (GO): oxidoreductase activity, acting on the CH-OH group of donors, NAD or NADP as acceptor
Source: RefSeq, a predicted model, not a curated record